AUGGAGUUAAACACAAACCACACAUCCUCUGUUCUCAAAGAUCCUUCACCAUCAGCUAACAACAAAUCAAGACUCGGUGUAUCUUCUGGUAGAUUCAUGAUGAGUCCACGGAAGAAACCAGCAAAACUCGAUGAUGUUAGAUCAAAUGGUUGGUUAGAUGCAAUGAUUUCAUCUUCUCCACCGCGUAAGAAGCUAGUUAAAGAUUUCAACGUCGAAGUUGCUCCUGAAGAUGAUUUUGCUCAACGAGCUUGGAUGCUUAAGUAUCCCUCUGCGCUUAGCUCCUUUGCGCAUAUUGCAGCUCAAGCAAAGAACAAGAAGAUAGCUGUGUUUCUUGAUUAUGACGGUACUCUUUCUCAGAUUGUUGAUGAUCCUGAUCGUGCCAUUAUUUCUGAUGCAAUGCGUUCUGCAGUUAAAGAUAUCGCAAGUUACUUCCCAACCGCAAUAAUUAGCGGUAGAAGCCGUGACAAGGUUUAUCAGUUGGUAGGAUUAACAGAACUUUAUUACGCUGGUAGUCAUGGAAUGGACAUAAUGACUUCUCCUAAUGAUCCGAAUUGUUUCAAAUCGAUUGACCAACAGGGUAAAGAAGUGAAUCUGUUUCAGCCUGCUAGAGAAUUCAUACCUAUUAUCGACGAGGUUUUUAGAACCCUUGUUGAAGAAAUGAAAGAUAUUGAAGGUGCAAAAGUAGAGAAUCACAAGUUUUGUGCAGCCGUUCAUUACCGUAACGUUGAUGAGAAGGAUUGGCCGAUCAUUGCUCAGCGUGUUCAUGACCACUUGAAACAUUACCCUCGUCUGCGUCUAACUCAUGGGAGGAAGGUUUUAGAGGUUCGUCCUGUGAUAGACUGGAACAAAGGAAGAGCAGUCGAGUUUCUAUUAGAUUCUCUUGGACUAAGUAACAAAGACGAUUUUCUUCCUAUUUACAUUGGAGAUGACACAACUGAUGAAGAUGCAUUCAAGGUACUUCGAGAUGGGAACCGAGGUUUCGGCAUCUUGGUAUCGUCUAAACCAAAAGAAAGCAAUGCAUUUUACUCCCUUAGAGACCCAUCUGAGGUGAAGAAGUUCUUAAAGACUUUGGUGAAAUGGGCAAAGUUGGAAAAUAAUUCUACGGGUUUUUGA
Messenger RNA from Microthlaspi erraticum, 1113 nucleotides. The record is from the annotation of a GenBank genome assembly. Lineage: Eukaryota; Viridiplantae; Streptophyta; Magnoliopsida; Brassicales; Brassicaceae.